GGAACAUGUCGAAGUUGAAGUUAUGGUGUAAACGAAGAUACAGCGACUUUGUAACUCGAUCAAGAAACGCAGGAAUUCUUUUAAUUUAUUACACAAAUCUUUGGAGAUACAACUCACAGAAGGCUUUAGAAGCCUUUCUCCAUGGGCAACCACAGCAACAAGCGCCAGUACCUUUUAUGAUCACCAGAAAGAUGAGGAAAUCACUUGCAUCACUAGGUUACACUGAGCAAGACAUUGAUAGAAUGACUCCCAGCGAAGCCAGUGAUAAAGUUAGCUGUGGUGUACAAAACUCAUCACAAGCAUCAGGGACGAAGCAAGUUAAAACGGAGGACCAAUCAAGAGAUGUUAAAUGACAUAUCAUCUCGGCGAAGCCCUGGUUAAAGUUAUUCAGAGGAUCACAUCAGAUGCUACUUCAAAUAAGUUACCUGAAUAGCUUCAAGUAACUAUUUCGUCCAAGUUGUUACCCUCGUCUUAGUUUUGGAGUAUCGAGAAAUUCAAAAUAAAAGUUGGUGAAAUUUCCGUGACCAGGAACCACUCUGGGCUGUGGAAAAAGAGAAAAUGAAUUAGAAUUUGAAUCUGAAUUUUGCAAUUUCUCUCAUGUUGAUCUAAGAAAGAACACUUUGAACGUAAACUAAAAGCCCUGUGAUCAUCAGCUUGAUUAAAAGUUCAUAUCAAGGUAGGCCAUC
Molecule: messenger RNA, 686 nt
Organism: Pocillopora damicornis (cauliflower coral)
Lineage: Eukaryota; Metazoa; Cnidaria; Anthozoa; Scleractinia; Pocilloporidae
Source: RefSeq, a predicted model, not a curated record